Molecule: messenger RNA, 1527 nt
Organism: Capra hircus (goat)
Lineage: Eukaryota; Metazoa; Chordata; Mammalia; Artiodactyla; Bovidae
Gene: VMO1
Product: vitelline membrane outer layer 1 homolog
Exons: 3
Coding region: 862-1458 (198 amino acids)
Source: RefSeq, a predicted model, not a curated record
GACAGUCUAUGGGGUCCCAAAGAGUUGGACACGACUGAGUGACUUCACUUUCUUUCAUUUUUCAUUACUCCCCACAACAAACCUGAGCGGUUUUGUUGUUGUUGUUGUUGUUGUUGUUGUUUUUUCAAUUAGGAGUCCCCCUGGUGGUCAUAGGCAGGAAAACAUUGAGGGAAAGGAUACAGGAAGAAAUGGAAUAAAUGGCAUCUCCUGUCUUCAGUCAUCCAUCUGUAAACUUAUUAGACUUCUUCCCUGUCUCUGUGUACAGUUUCUUUUGAGAGAGAGAGGUGUCCCAGAUUCUCAAGGAGUCAGGACUCCAACCACUCACACGAUGCUUCCUAGCUCCCAUAGUCCAUGGAUUCUUUCUUACCCUGUCUCACUCUGAUGCUAUCUCACAUCCUGGAGGUCCCUGGGGUCCCUGUCCCCUGGAAUUCUGGAACCAUCACUUCCAUCCCUAGCCUUGGGUCCCCCAUUUCCCAAUGCUGGAACGUUCCCCGGUUUGCUGCCUGUGACCUUAGGCAAAUUGUUUGCCAUUUUGCAGCCCCAGUUCCCUCAUCUGCAGAAUAGGAAGGGUAAUUUCCACCGCCUAAAAUUGUUUUGUGGAUUAAAUAAAAUAUGCCUGCAAAACGCGAACCAUGAUUCUUGGUUUAAAGUUUGUUAACGUUGUGUAAGUGGGUAGUUUUUCAAACUCGUGGCUUCUUGCUGCCCCUCCUCCCCUGGCGCUGGGCUGAGAGUCAAAUCUGUAGGACCGGAUUAGUUUUGAAUUUCACUUAAUCCCGGUGGCCCUUCCGCAAUCCGAGCCCUCUUAAAAGCAAAGGUUGCUUUUAAGCCUGCUAAGGAGCCUGGGCUCACGGAGGCUGCGGGAUGGAGCUAGAAGCAGGAGCCAAGCUGCCGCUGCUGCUGCUGCUGCAGGCCACUUGCUUGGGGUACGCAGGAGCAGAUGGCUACAUGUCCGUCAUCGAGGUGACCAACGGGGGCCCCUGGGGCGACUGGGCCUGGCCCGAGAUGUGUCCUGACGGAUUCUUCGCCAGCGGGUUCUCGAUCAAGGUGGAGCCCCCACAAGGCAUUCCUGACGACGACACGGCCCUGAAUGGGAUCCGGCUGCACUGCGCUGGCGGGCAAGCGGAUCUCAACGCGCACGUGGUGGAGUCCCAGUCUGGAAGGUGGGGAUGGUGGAGUGAGCCGCUGUGGUGUCCCGUCGGCGGCUUCCUGGUGGCUUUCUCGCUUCGCGUGGAGGCACCCGUGACCUUUGGGGACAACACAGCUGCGAACAACGUGCGCUUCCUCUGCUCCGACGGCACGGAGCUGCAGGGGCCGGGCCUGACCUGGGGAGACUUCGGAGACUGGAGUGAGCUUUGCCCUAAAGGCGUAUGCGGCUUGCAAACCAAGAUCCAGCAGCCUCAAGGCCUCCGCGACGACACCGCCAUCAACGACGCACGCUUUUUCUGCUGCCGCAAUUGAUACCAUCGUCGUCCUCUCCCAGCCCCAAGCCUCAUCCCACCUCCGCUAUUAAAGCUUCUCUGUCUUGGC